AUGUACGCACCACAGUAUCCCACGCCUCCUCCGGGCUACAUGCCCUACGACUACCACCGCACCACGCCGCCCAUGUCGCCCGGCCCCGGCGCCAACUACUACUCUCCCCGCCACGCCCCCCAGAUGGCCACACCACGAGCCAGUCCAAAGGUCUCUGGCCACUCGCGCCGGGCAUCGCACGCCGUGCCAUCGACACAGUACCAACAAUACACGGCCUCGCCUCGAGGAGGAGCCGUGCCCCACUAUGGCGCUGCCGAGUUUGCUGCCCCGCGCACCCACGCAACGCCGCGAGGCACCCCCGAAUAUGUAAGUUAUUUCGGUUACACUCUUCCAAGUCGGCAUCGCCGCGACUCAGACGUCCCGCCUCUCAAGCGCAGUCAUCGCGAGAGGAAGCGUCGUCCGUCGCAGUCGGCACGUCAGGUCCACACCAGAGUUGUCUACGACGACCGAGGCUACGGCUACGAAUGCGACUACGACGUCUACGAUUACCCACCGCCGCCGUACGAACAGUACGCGCGCCACGACAUGUACCGAGGGGAUGCUGAUCGCUAUUACUAUGAUCAGGUCCCAAUCUAUGAUCCAGAACCAAAGUCUAGCCGCCCCCGACGAGCCUCUGCAUCGACACGACAGCCAGCCGCCUCGCCCAAGAAGCCAGCCCCAACAAAGACUAGCCCCAAGGCCACCGAAGAAGACGCGCGCCGCGCUGGCAUUCCUGCCGGCUACUCGUACAAGAACUGGGACCCUACCGAAGAGCCCAUUAUGCUGCUAGGGUCCGUCUUCGACGCAAACUCGCUUGGCAAGUGGAUCUACGACUGGACCGUCUUCCACUACGGUCCUGCCACGCCUCUCGCCGAGAUGGCAGGUGAGCUGUGGCUCCUCCUCAUCCAGCUCGCUGGCAAGGUCAAGAGAGCCGACGAGACGAUGCCCAAGAUCCGCAAGAAGGAGAACCACGAAAUGGUCGAAGACUUCCUCGAGAGUGGGGAGCGCCUAUGGGUCCGCUUCGCCAAGCUGCUCAAAGUAUGCGAGGACUACAUGUGGAAGGCGGCCAAGAAGGAGAGUGGCAAGGAAAAGCCCGUGUCCAUGGGCAAGAACAGCGGCAAGGAGUUUGUCGAGUCCAUCUUUGGGCGCGACCGAGAACUCGAGAAGACUGAGAAGCUCAUGACUGGAAUGCGUCUCUGGUCGAUGCGCUUCGACGCCAACUGCGAAGACAUCCUACGAUAUCCAUCCGCCUAG
Bipolaris maydis ATCC 48331 is the source of this 1233-nucleotide messenger RNA. RefSeq lists its product as uncharacterized. Lineage: Eukaryota; Fungi; Ascomycota; Dothideomycetes; Pleosporales; Pleosporaceae. The record is from RefSeq and is a predicted model, not a curated record.